AUGCCGACCAUGCUUGUCUCGUCGCCUUCAUCUGCUGCGCCAACCCGAUUUCCCUCCUCGCGUCUCCAGCUGCCCUCCUACUCUGUAUCGCAUUCUCCUACCUCCGCUGCUCCUCCCGCGCCAACCGCCGUUUCCAACAGCUGCGACUCUUCUCUGCACCGCUCCUCGCCCUCCUCUCGUGCCCUCUUGUCCCCGACUGUCGAGGAGAUCCGCGCCGCCCUGCGAAAGCACACCGUUGACGCCACCUCACACUCUUCCGCCGCGGAGCCCUCGAGGGUCCCUUCUCGCGGCUCCAUGUCCUCUGGACCCGAGACCCUUGGGGGCGAAACCCGCCAAUCCAACAUCAUCAAUGGCUCCUCUGUUGUUGCGCCCCAGCCUUCGGAGAAUGCUGCUGCUGCCAAUGUACAAGCCGCCGUGCCGUCAGCCUCACCUGCCUCGACCAAGCGUCAGCUCGCCGAUGCCGCCGCCGACGAGCAGCCUUCGACGCAGCCUGCGUCCCAGUCCGCCGAACUAGAACAGAAUCGAGCUAAGCGAGUACGACCGCCAGCGCCGGACGUCAAGCUGUUGCCACGCGAGUAUGAAUUUGCCGAUCCGAACGACCUGGUGGUUCUGAUUUCGAGCAUGAUCAUGGAGUUGAUUUCAUACAACGACAAGAUUCCCCUGCAGGGAGGCAAACUAACGCGCUUCCAUUCACGAACGCCGCCGCGCAUUUCUGUGCGUGAUUACCUGCAGCGAUUAACCACCCAUGCCACGCUAUCUCCCCCAAUUCUUCUAAGCAUGGUUUACUACAUUGACCGGCUGUGUGCGCUCUACCCAGCCUUUACCGUGUCUAGCUUGACCGUCCAUCGAUUUCUGAUUACGAGUGCUACUGUUGCCAGCAAGGGUCUCAGUGACAGCUUCUGGACCAAUACGACCUACGCCCGAGUCGGCGGUAUCAGCCUUAACGAAUUGGCCUUGCUAGAGCUCGAGUUUCUGUGGCGGGUCGAGUGGAAAAUCGUGCCUCAGCCCGAGGUUCUAGUCGACUACUACUUGAGCCUCGUUGAGCGAUGCGAGUUGUAUGCGCUAGAGCCGGAGCCUCAGGCCGACACCCCCGCCACCAGCGCCACCAGCGUCUCGAUCCAGUGA
Messenger RNA from Talaromyces rugulosus, 1125 nucleotides. RefSeq lists its product as uncharacterized. Bases 1 to 1125 code for a protein of 374 amino acids. Gene Ontology annotation, molecular function: cyclin-dependent protein serine/threonine kinase regulator activity; protein kinase binding. Gene Ontology annotation, biological process: regulation of cyclin-dependent protein serine/threonine kinase activity. The record is from RefSeq and is a predicted model, not a curated record. The transcript has a single exon. Gene Ontology annotation, cellular component: cyclin-dependent protein kinase holoenzyme complex; nucleus. Lineage: Eukaryota; Fungi; Ascomycota; Eurotiomycetes; Eurotiales; Trichocomaceae.